AUGGCUGGCCUUGAGCAGAUCGAGGUCCAUUCAAGGAACUACCUGGUCCGCUGGGUCAAUGUCAAACAAGAGCAUACCAUCUCCUGGACCAUUCAGCCUCACAAGAAAUCCAUCAAUCUCGGCCUGUUCAAGCAUCCGGGACCACUCUCGAACCUGCAUUCCUCUUCGUCUACCUCCUUGGCGCCUCCUUCACCGGAUAAUGCGGCCGUCGACGAUGAUAAAGAGAAGCCCGAUACUCACUCCACUGCGAUCGAGAAGUUGACGAGCAUUGGUCUGAAGGUGGUAAGAUGGAUAGGCAAAUGUGAGGCCGACAGGGUGUCCCAGGGGAAGCACGAAGUACGUCUGGGUGAGGGUGGGAACUAUGCGUUGGUCUUCGACAACACCUUUUCCAAAAGCAUCUCUAAGACGGCGACAAUCUUCCUCCUCACGUACCCCACGGCAUGUCAAUCGCAGAUCCAGUUUGGCGCGCAGUUGCACCAUGGGCAGUCAAUGGCCAUGGCAAUGGCCAUAGCCAACACCUCUUCCCAGUUUUUCAAGAGAAGUCCUAAACUGAAAGCUAGGGAUAAAGAAUCCGUCGACUCCCUCAGACAGGCUUCCAUUAGCCAAUCUGCCGGUGGUACUAUUGCACCGGUUCCCGACCAAAGGAAACUUGCAGAGGACCCUUCUUCGAUUCACACGGGAGUGUUGCAAAAGCUGAGGCGAAAAAAACAUCAAGGAUAUGCGCGGAGGUUCUUUUGCUUGGACUACACCACUUCGACCUUGUCGUAUUACCGCGAUCGUAACUCUUCAGCUCUUCGUGGUGCCAUUCCCCUCUCUCUGGCUGCCAUCUCAGCCAACAGCAAAACGCGAGAAAUUUCAAUCGACUCCGGGGCCGAACUCUGGCAUCUUAAGGCGAACAACGAUGCAGAUUUUGAAUCAUGGAAACGGGCUUUGGAGACUGCGACUCGGCUCAUGCUAGAAUCCAAAACGCCGGUCGACAAUCUACGCCUUGAAAUGGGUGACAACACCGACGGGGAGAAAUCCGCAUGUGAAGAGCAGGAAUGGGCGAGGCUGGAGACACUGCUCAGUAGAAUAUCAGGCACACGAGAUGCUGUGCGCCGCCUCUGUCUGGAUACGUUGGCGCAGCCGGGGUCGCUACAUUCUCCGAAACUUGGAGCAACUUCUGCCAGCACCACGCCCACGGAGGCACCGAAUGGAGACGAUUACUUCAAACAAGACGAGAGGCGACCAUUUUGGAAGCGCAAAGUCAGUACGACUAAUAGCCAGGCCAGUAUCUUUAAACGCAGCGUUUCUGCGCAGCUAGCCGUGCCGCUCCCCGGUGUCGAGCCAAUCCUGCGAAAUGGGACGCCUCCUCCUCCAACAGUGCCUUCGACGUCGCGACCUCUCAUUCAUCACGAAGAAAGCAUGUAUGAUCAUUGCCGGGCAUUACUUCAUGAUCUCGACGGGGUGGUCAGUGAAUUCUCUCUGUUGAUGGCCGAGAGCAAGGUUCGGCGCACCACACCUCCGAAGUCUGCGGUUUCACGAUUGAGCCUCCAGACGGUCGACUCACAGGAGUAUUUUGAUGCAGAAGAUCAUAACCAUGUGCUCGAUAUUCACAGUGAUACAGAUCAUGAAGUUGAGACCGCCGAGGAAGACGAAGGCUCUGCGACCAGCAGCGACGUUGGGGAAGACUCGAUUCACGCAGUGAGGCGCCGAUCGGGGAGCGUGUUUUCAUAUCUUCCUCCUCGGGCCAGAUCAUUGGCGCCGUUGCCGCUGGAUCCGAUCCCUAGACGAGAGAACAUAGCCGCCCCGACAAUCAUGCCCCCCAGUCUUAUAGGAUUCCUCCGCAAGAACGUGGGCAAAGACCUGUCGACGAUCUCAAUGCCAGUAUCGGCGAACGAGCCUUUGUCCCUGUUGCAGCGAGCAGCCGAGCAACUUGAAUAUUCUCAAUUGCUGGACAACGCCGUCCGAUCCAGCGAUGCCUUUGAGCGACUCAUGCACGUGGCGGCAUUUGCUAUCUCGUCGCUUUCGAACACGCGAGUCAAAGAACGAUCAAUCCGUAAACCAUUCAAUCCGAUGCUUGGGGAGACGUUUGAACUGGUCCGGGAGGACCGGGGGUUCCGAUUCAUCUCCGAAAAGGUAUCGCACCGUCCUGUGCAGCUUGCACUGCAUGCCGAGUCUGAGAAUUGGACAUUCACUCAGUCACCUUUGCCGUCGCAGAAAUUCUGGGGCAAGUCGUCGGAGAUCAUCAACGAAGGGAAAGCGCGGCUGGUGCUUCACAGUACGGGUGAAGUAUUCAGUUGGUCGGCGGCAACGUGUUUCCUACGCAACAUCAUCGCAGGCGAGAAAUACGUGGAACCGACGGGCACUAUGACCAUCUACAACGAGUCUGCGGGUCACAAAGCGGUUGUCUCGUUCAAAGCCAAAGGCAUGUUUUCGGGCCGUAGCGAAGAAGUCGAGGUGCAAACAAUCGACGGACAGGGGCAGGAGCUCUCAAUGGGUCUGAGCGGCACAUGGACCCAGUCGUUGCAGUUGAAGGAGCCGGGCAAGCUGGGCCAGAGGACGACCAUCUGGUCGGCGGGACCGCUGGUGGAGAAUGCGCCGAAGCAUUAUGGCAUGACGCUCUUCGCGGCUCAGCUGAACGAAGUGACGGAAGCGGAACGUGGGAGAGUGGCGCCCACGGACAGCCGUCUCCGGCCAGACCAAAUGGCGCUGGAAAGCGGGGAUCACGAAACGGCGGAACAGGUCAAGAAUCAGUUGGAGGAGGCACAGCGGGCGCGGAGGAGGGAAUUGGAGGACAGCGGCGACGAGUGGAAGCCGAGAUGGUUCUCGAAGGUGGAAUUGGGCGACGAGGUGGUGUGGAGGUUGAGGACGGGGAAGGAAGGAUAUUGGGAAGAGAGAGCGCGGGGAGAGUGGACUGGGGUGGUGCCAGUGCUGCAAGUAUAA
Cladophialophora psammophila CBS 110553 is the source of this 2925-nucleotide messenger RNA. RefSeq lists its product as uncharacterized. Gene Ontology annotation, biological process: exocytosis; endocytosis; ER to Golgi ceramide transport. The record is from RefSeq and is a predicted model, not a curated record. The transcript has 2 exons. Gene Ontology annotation, molecular function: sterol binding. NCBI's taxonomy places the organism in Eukaryota, Fungi, Ascomycota, Eurotiomycetes, Chaetothyriales, Herpotrichiellaceae. The coding region runs from base 1 to 2925 and encodes 974 amino acids. Gene Ontology annotation, cellular component: intracellular membrane-bounded organelle; perinuclear endoplasmic reticulum; cytosol.